Messenger RNA from Saimiri boliviensis boliviensis (Bolivian squirrel monkey), 1208 nucleotides. It is a transcript of the gene CD40LG, whose product is annotated as CD40 ligand. The record is from RefSeq and is a predicted model, not a curated record. Gene Ontology annotation, molecular function: tumor necrosis factor receptor binding; CD40 receptor binding. Gene Ontology annotation, biological process: immune response. Lineage: Eukaryota; Metazoa; Chordata; Mammalia; Primates; Cebidae. Gene Ontology annotation, cellular component: membrane.
AAUCCUGAGUAAGGUGGCCACUUUGACAGUCUUCUCAUGCUGCCUCUGCCACCUUCUCCACCAGAAGAUACCAUUUCAACUUUAACACAGCAUGAUCGAAACAUACAACCAACCUGCUCCCCGAUCUGCGGCCACUGGACUGCCCAUCAGCAUGAAAAUUUUUAUGUAUUUACUUACUGUUUUUCUUAUCACCCAGAUGAUUGGGUCAGCACUUUUUGCUGUGUAUCUUCAUAGAAGGUUGGACAAGAUAGAAGAUGAAAGGAAUCUUCAUGAAGAUUUUGUAUUCAUGAAAACAAUACAGAGAUGCAGCACAGGAGAAAGAUCCUUAUCCUUACUGAACUGUGAGGACAUUAAAAGCCAGUUUGAAGGCUUUGUGAAGGAUAUAAUGCUAAACAAAGAGGAGAAGAAGAAAGAAAAUAGCUUUGAAAUGCAAAAAGGUGAUCAGAAUCCUCAAAUUGCGGCGCAUGUCAUAAGUGAGGCCAGUAGUAAAACAACAUCUGUGCUACAGUGGGCUGAAAAAGGAUACUACACCAUGAGCAACAACUUGGUAACCCUGGAAAAUGGGAAACAGCUGACCGUUAAAAGACAAGGACUCUAUUAUAUCUAUGCCCAAGUCACCUUCUGUUCCAAUCGGGAAUCUUCGAGUCAAGCUCCAUUUAUAGCCAGCCUCUGCCUAAAGCCCCCCAAUAGAUUCGAGAGAAUCUUACUCAGAGCCGCAAAUACCCACAGUUCUGCCAAACCCUGCGGGCAACAAUCCAUUCACUUGGGAGGAAUAUUUGAAUUGCAACCAGGUGCUUCGGUGUUUGUCAAUGUGACUGAUCCAAGCCAAGUAAGCCACGGCACCGGCUUCACGUCCUUUGGCUUACUCAAACUCUGAACAGUGGAACAGUGUCACCUUGCAGGCUGUGGUGCAGCUGACGCUGGCAGUCUUCAUAACACAGCACAGCAGAUAAGCCCACCCCCUGUUAACUGCCUAUUUAUAACCCUAGGAUCCUCCUUAUGGAGAACUAUUUAUUAUAUACUCCAAGGCAUGUAGAGCUGUAAUAAGUGAAUUACAGGUCACAUGAAACCAAAACCGGCCCUGCUCCAUAAGAGCUUAUAUUUCUGAAGCAGCAACCCUACUGAUGCAGACAUCCAGAAAGUCCUAUGAAAAGACAAGGCCAUUAUGCACAGGUUGAAUUCUGAGUAAACAGCAGAUAAUUUGCCAA